This is a messenger RNA of Carya illinoinensis, 3298 nucleotides long. RefSeq names its product pentatricopeptide repeat-containing protein At2g20710, mitochondrial-like. The coding region runs from base 1108 to 2226 and encodes 372 amino acids. The record is from RefSeq and is a predicted model, not a curated record. Gene Ontology annotation, cellular component: mitochondrion. Lineage: Eukaryota; Viridiplantae; Streptophyta; Magnoliopsida; Fagales; Juglandaceae. The transcript has 2 exons. Gene Ontology annotation, molecular function: protein binding.
GAUCUUUUAAAUAAUAAUGAUAAUUCCCUUCUUUCUGUUCUCCCGGUUUGAGUUACAUCGUGGCAUUUGAAAAUCAUCUACUACGUGAAAAUGAAUAGGAUUAAAAGUGUUAGAAAAGAAGGGGUAAUUAUGAUUCCUUCGAAUUGUUGUUUCUUAUAUGAUUAUUGUUGUUUCAUAAUCCACCAGUUGAGGCCAAAGGGUAAGAUCGAUAUGGGGGGAGAAUUAUAUAUAACAUCAUGGUUCUAAAUAGCUGCCAAUUGUCAUUCUUGUUUCUUAUUGAGUUAGACCGCAGAAAUUUCUGUGCUUGGUGAUGAAGGUAUUAUAGACUAAUGAGAUGAUGUUUAUAAAGUCGGUUUUAGGAAUAAGUGACAAAUGAUGGCCAAUAUAUGCACAAAUUGUUGAUUGGUCUGGCAGUGGGUACUUUUUUUUUAAUUUUUUUUUAAUUCUUCAAUUUUGACAUAUUUUUUUAAGUUGAAGCCAGUACUUUUGGGAGAAAUAAUCAAGCUGAUCGAGGUGGAGAAUAUCUAUCAUAUCACUGAACUAUAUUUCACAAGCCUGCAUGGUAAAUUCGUGUUGAAUUAUUUAACAGGGAAGUAUAAGGCACAUCACUGUUGAAAGGUGGUACGCUCUGCUGCCUUAACGAUGUAUCCUUGCAAUGAUGAAACUCCAAGUGGAUAUGUGUUUAUGCUUCAUGGGUUUUGUUUGCUCGCUAUUUGGGUGUACUGUAUGUUUGCUAUGAUAACAUUGGCAAGGCAAAGAUUCUCUAGCGACGGGCUGGCUCAUAUCUAUAUCCGUUGAUUAUUGUUAUAAGGAUUUUUGGACUCUCUCUCCUGCUGUUUUGAAUAUGAAUGGGGGCAUCUUGAACAUUCUUGAGGUUUUUUGUUUCAACUAUUGAAAUAACUAGUUAAUCUAAGCGGUGCAAGUUUAAAAUCAUGCCUAUCUUUAGAAAUGCUUAGUUGAUGGUUUGAUUUAUACGUACUCGGUGCAGAAGUAUCCUUCACCCCAGUCCCCACCCCUCCAAGCCCCUUUUUGACCCUUUCCCACCUCCUUCAAACUGCAAUAAUGUGAAAAGCUCUGGGUUAGGUGCAUUUAGUGAUAUCUGCAUGGAUGAGCGAGAAAAGGUACAUGCCACUUUCAACAGAUGAUAUUGCCGUGCGGAUGAACUUAAUCUCGAGAGUUCAUGGCCUAGAACAAGUAGAGAAUUAUUUCAAUAACAUCCCAAAACACUUGAAAAGUUUUGUGGUUUAUGCUGCUCUUCUCAACUGCUGUGCCUAUGAAAAGUCUAUGGAGAAAGCCGAGCUUGUUAUGCAGAAGAUUAUAGACAGGGGGUUUGCUAGGACACCUUUAUGUUAUAAUAUUCUGAUAAAUAUGUACUACAAAAUCGGGGAACAUGAAAAACUGGAUGCCUUAGUGCUCAAAAUGGAGGAAAAGGGCAUCAAUCCUGACAAAUACACUCUCAGCAUCCGGCUUAGUGCAUAUGCUGCCAUCUCUGAUGUGGAGGGAAUAAACAAGACCAUUAAAAGGAUGGAAUCUGAUCCACAUAUAGUUCUGGACUGGAAAUCUUAUUCCAUCGCAGCAAGUGGAUAUCUAAAAGUUGGGCUACUAGACAGGGGUUCGGAAAUGGUGAAGAAAUUGGAGGGACUGAUAGCAAAUUCCAAAAGGAGCAGUAUUGCAUUCAAUCUGCUUCUCAAACUGUAUGCAGAAAUGGGGAAGAAGGAUGAGCUGUACCGCAUCUGGGAACUUUAUAAGAAGGAAAAAAUUUACAAUAAGGGCUACAUAAGCAUGAUAAGCUCACUUUUAGCAUUUGAUGAUAUCGAAGGUGCAGAGAAGAUAUUUGAGGAGUGGGAAUCCAUGAUAUUAUCAUUGGACUUUCGUGUUCCAAACUUAAUGAUUGAUGCAUAUUGUAGAAAGGGUCUUCUAGCAAAGGCUGAAGCCCUCGUAAACAAGGUCAUGACUAAAGGAGGAAAGCCUUCAUUUGAUUCAUGGUAUUAUUUGUCUUGUGGAUAUCUUGAAGAUAAUGAAAUUUCAAAGGCGUUGGAGACUAUGAAGAAAGCAGUUGCAUUAUGCCCACCUGGAUGCAAGCCCAACAAGGAAAUAUUGGCAACCUGUUUGGAGUACUUGGAAGGGAAGGGAGAUGUGGAAGGAGCUGACAAGUUCAUAGAUUUACUCAGGGUUGAGGGUAUAUUCUCUGCUCUUGCACGCGACAGGUUGCUGAAAUACAUUUAAGGAUUUGAAAUCAAACUCCAAUGAACACUUUAAACGGAAGGGAAUAUUUUGACUGGGGAUAGCAGCUUCUGUUUUUGCCAAAACAUCUUAGGUCCCCAAGCGCAGGAGCCUAUAAAUCUUCUGUAAACUGCUUGGCAGUGUUUUCCAUAUGCCAUGCCAAGAGAAUCAGGGUUUCCUCCGUCAUGUUUAUCGAUGAUGGGAUUAUUUCAGGACAUGAAAUGCAGUAAUGCAGAUAUACCUUACUGAUUGAGACUGCAAUUUUUCUUCUACUCACUGAUCUCUAAUCAACUUUGUCAUUGUUUUACAUAAGAGUAAUUCUACUCAUAGGCCGGUUUAGUCUCCAAAACUACACACCAACUGAGCUGGCAAACCCGGUCUCUCAAAAAGGGUCUAAUCGGUCUUUGUUUUUCCCCCUCCCUGCCGAAUCCCUCUCCCCCCUUCCAAAACCGAAUCGUCUUUCUCUGUUGACACCCCUUGAGAAACCAGGUAGAAGACUGAAAAAUCUCCCACAAAAUCCCUCGCUCCAUCCCUCUGCCGGCUGUGACAAACCCUUCGACAUCCCUCAAGACAUACACCAAGAGAUCUGAGAAACACUCCCUCCCCAACCCAACCAAAUCCCCUUCACCCAUUGACACCAUCCUUUGAGAAAAGCCCUAAAACAGAUCUGAGAAUACCCACUCCCUUCUCCCGUCGACACCAUCCCCUUCUCCCUAACCUAUUGACUACAUCGUUUUUCCUCUUUUAUUUUAUUUUUUAUUUUUUUUAUUUUUUUGUCUCUAGUUUUUCUUUUAUCGCCUGCCUUCGUUUCUUAUCUAGCGGGGGUGGCUACUGGGUUCAUUGUAACUUACACUUCUUGGUUAGCAAUGACCAGAAAUUUUUGGAUGAUGUAGGUGCACCUCGAUUUUGUUCCUUAACAAUGAAAUAUUGAGCGGAGAAAUGUCUUUUUUUUUUUUUUUUUUUUUAAACUUGGUAAUAGUCGAUUGUUGAUUGAUGCAAACAUUUGCUUCAGAUAUUGCUGAGUAGAUGAAGUCAAGGAUUAUAAUAAGUUGCCUAAAAGAUUAUGCAUUUUGCA